AUGUCUAAUCCGGAUCCAUACUCCUCCAAGCCCAAUAUCAACUCACUCUUAUUAGUGAUUUACGACAUACGUCUAUUGUUUCGUGGCUUGAAUGAACAGCUUGGAAAUCUCGGACGAAAACGAUUAGAUUUUCUCGAAUCUAACGAUCGUUUACGAUCUUUGAUCUGCGAGGAAAUACCUACCAGAUAUAAUCAGUACACAGAACGUGAUUGCGAACUGAAAACUAAGCUCAAAACAUUGGAAGAAUUAUUACAAAAAUGCGAAGAUGAAGUUGAAGAGAUGACGAAACGAUGUAAGGAGAUUAAAAGUGGAUUUGAAGAUAAGAAAAAUAGGUUGACCAUAAAAAGCACGACAAGCACGGAAGAAGAUUUAUUCGCUUACUAG
Molecule: messenger RNA, 384 nt
Organism: Paraglomus occultum
Lineage: Eukaryota; Fungi; Glomeromycota; Glomeromycetes; Paraglomerales; Paraglomeraceae
Source: the annotation of a GenBank genome assembly